This is a messenger RNA of Impatiens glandulifera, 3705 nucleotides long. RefSeq names its product F-box/LRR-repeat protein 15-like. The transcript has 17 exons. NCBI's taxonomy places the organism in Eukaryota, Viridiplantae, Streptophyta, Magnoliopsida, Ericales, Balsaminaceae. The record is from RefSeq and is a predicted model, not a curated record. Gene Ontology annotation, molecular function: protein binding. Bases 372 to 3395 code for a protein of 1007 amino acids.
ACAAUCUUUCGACAGAGGAAGGAAGAACAAAGUGUGUGUCUUUCUGUCUGUAUCUUCUUAGAUGAGAGAUAUCACCGAUUCACCAUUACCGUCGAUCCUUACAACUUACACCGUACCUGUAAAUGCAGUGUUUAGAUGAACAAGGAAAGAUCUGAUCAGAUCCACCUGAACUCCCAUCUCUCUCUGUAUCUGUGUCUGUGUCUGUACUUGAAUCGAACUCUGAAAAAAGGCGUUAUUUGAUCCUGUUGGUGAAACGCUUUAUGUUUUUAUCGAUUCGAGUGAAAAAAAGUUUGGUUAUUCUGUUGUGAGAUCUCGAUCUAGGGUUUCGGAAGGAUUCGUCCUUCACUCUGUGGUUGGUGUUCUGUAAUUGCAUGAAGAUUUGGUGUUGUUUGUGUUUCGACGAAGAAGAAGAAGAGGAGAAGGUAAUGAGUAGGAAGGUUUACAGAAGUGAACUACAGUUAGAGGAUAUGGAAGACCAUGAGGCUGAGGCUGAGGCUGAGGUGACUUUGUCUGGUUUAUUGUCACAGCUAGGUGAAGUAGAUGCUGACUUUGCUGAGACGGUGAGUUUACUACGCGCUAGCGAUGUUGGUGGACUUGGUUAUUCUGCUGAUUUUUCGCGAUUAGCAUCCAGUAGUAGUAAUGUUAACAUGGGUUUGGGUCUUGGAGAAGAACCCUCAUCUUCUUCUUCUUCUUCAGCUGCGCUGGUUAGAGAGGAAUUUGAUCUGGAUCCUCUGAAUAAACGCCCGAAAGUUCAUCGAAUUAAACUGCAGAAUAAAGAGUCGGCUUUACUGUCAAGUGAUUGGUAUACUCAGCAUCCAGUUACAAUGAUACUAGAGGAUGUGGAUUGUAAUCAGAACCGUGUAGUUCAUAGAACUGAUAAAUGUUCCUUUAAGGAGAAGAUGCAUUUGGUCUCUUCAAUGUUCAAUGUUAGGGGUACUGGAGAAGAUUAUAAUAAUGCUGCUGUUGUCGGAAGUAGCGCUAUAGUGGAUGAGAGUAAUGAUCCGGGAUUUGAAAAUUUAGAAACCAGGAUGGAUCUUACUGAUGACUUACUGCAUAUGGUAUUUUCUUUCUUGGAGCACAUUGAUCUUUGUGGGGCAGCUAUGGUCUGCAAACAAUGGCGUGCAGCUAGUGCUCAUGAAGAUUUUUGGCGAUUGCUUAAUUUUGAGAAUCGUAAAAUAUCUCUGGAACAAUUUGAGGAUAUAUGCAGAAGGUAUCCAAAUGCCACUGACGUGAAUAUCUUUGGUGCCCCUGUUAUUCACUCCCUUGUGAUGGAAUCAGUUUCAUCAUUAAGGAAUCUGGAUAGAUUAACUGUGGGCAAGGGACAACUAGGUGAAACCUUUUUCCAAGUCCUGACAGAUUGCCAUUCUUUGAGGAACUUAAUCAUCAACGAUGCAACUCUUGGCAAUAGCAUUCAAGAAAUACCAAUAAGCCAUGAUAGAUUGAGACAUCUUCAGAUUGUGAAGUGCCGCGUGCUUCGAAUUUCAGUCAGGUGCCCCCUGCUUAAAACUUUGUCUUUGAAACGUAGUAGUAUGGCACACGCUGCACUCAAUUGUCCUCUUUUGCAUGAUCUUGAUAUCGCCUCUUGCCACAAGCUCUCGGAUGCUGCUAUUAGAUCAGCUGCAACAUCGUGUCCACUUUUAGAAUAUCUAGAUGUGUCAAACUGUUCCUGUGUUACUGAUGAAACAUUGCGUGAAGUUGCUUCUAAUUGUAGCAGUGUUCAUAUCCUCAAUGCAUCUUACUGCCCUAACAUCUCACUUGAGUCUGUAAGAUUGCUGAUGUUGACAGUUCUUAAGCUACACAGCUGCGAUGGUAUAACUUCUGCUUCAAUGGCGUCCCUUGCAUAUAGUUCUAUGUUGGAGGUAUUGGAGCUUGAUAAUUGCAAUUUAUUGGCAUCAGUUUCCUUGGAUCUUACCCACUUGCAGACCAUACGACUUGUGCACUGUCGCAAGUUCGUAGAUCUGAAUUUGUGUAGCAAAAUGCUGACAUCCAUAACUGUGUCAAAUUGCCCCUCCCUUCUACGCAUCAGCCUCACAUCUAAUUUGCUACAAAAAUUAGUUCUCCAGAAGCAAGAGAGCUUAACCACUUUAGCACUUCAAUGUCAGUGCUUGCAAGAAGUGGACCUUACCGAUUGUGAAUCCCUAACAAACUCUAUAUGUGAAGUUUUCAAUGAUGGUGGUGGAUGUCCUAAGCUAAGAUCACUAGUUCUUGAUAACUGUGAGGGCUUGACGGCUGUUGUAUUCCGCAAUACUUCCUUGAUCACUCUUUCUCUUGCUGGUUGUCGGGGUAUUACUUCUCUAAAGCUAACAUGUCCUCGUCUUGAGAAAGUCUCUUUGGAUGGUUGUGAUCAUCUUGAAAUUGCGUCAUUUUGCCCUGUUGGUCUUCAGUCACUUAAUUUAGGCAUAUGCCCAAAACUAAGUGUACUUCAUAUUGAAGCACCGAAUAUGGUGGUUCUUGAGUUGAAAGGAUGUGGAGUGCUGUCAGAAGCAUCAAUUAAUUGUCCUGUCUUAAAUUCCCUCGAUGCUUCCUUCUGCAGCCAACUCAUGGAUGACUGCAUAUCAGCAACAACUGCUUCAUGCCCUCUGCUUGAGACGCUAGUAUUAAUGUCAUGCCCAUCUAUUGGCCCUGACGGGUUAUCUUCCUUGUGUCAGCUUUCACGUUUAACCUCACUUGAUUUGUCAUACACUUUCUUGGUCAACUUGCAUCCUGUUUUCGAUUCUUGUUUGCAGCUAAAGGUACUGAAAUUACAAGCAUGCAAAUAUCUUCCCGAUUCAUCUUUAGAACCUCUAUAUAAAGGCGGCGCAAUUCCUAGCCUAUGUGAGCUUGACUUAUCGUAUGGAACCCUCUGUCAGUCUGCCAUUGAUGAUCUUCUAGCUUGUUGUACUCAACUCACACAUUUGAGUUUGAAUGGAUGUGUAAAUUUGCAUGAUCUGAACUGGGGAUUUAAUAUACCAAGUUUUGGAAGUCAGUUGUCGGCCCAGCAGCCUAACCGCAUGUUGCAAAACCUUAACUGUGUUGGGUGUCCAAAUAUUAAGGAAGUUCGAAUUCCUCCUGCAGCUUGUUGCUUUCAUUUGUUAUCGCUAAAUCUCUCUCUCUCUAAUAACUUGAAAGAAGUUGAUGUGGCUUGUCCCAAUCUCAGCUGUCUUAACUUGAGCAAUUGUUACUCAUUGGAAGUUUUAAAACUGGACUGUCCUAAGCUGGCUAGCCUCUCUCUUCAGUCGUGCAACAUUGACGAAGAAACAGUUGGAUCAGCUAUUUCAGAGUGCAGCUUAUUGGAAACACUUGAUGUCCGUUUUUGUCAAAAGAUAUACUCUGUUAACAUGGGGAGAUUAAGGGCUGCAUGCCCUAGCCUCAAACGCGUUUACAGCAGCCUAUCUUCGACUUCUUCACUUGGUUGAAGAAAGAAUAUAUGGACUUUGGGUAAUGUGGGCUUUUCUCUUUAUUAUAUUUUCACUCAAUCAUCAAGCUUAUAUAUAAAUACUAAUAGUUGAAUGUAAUUUGGACAAUAAGCAUUCUACAGAUAAAGAUCUUUAUUAGCUUUUUUGUUAAGAGUUUUUUAAGUAUUUUACGCAUUAUAGCAACCUAAACGCUCAGUUUUGUUGCGUGUGUAUUUGAUCCGACCCUUCUAUUAUUGUAUUUAUAUUGAUGUUGUAUUUUGUAAAUAGUGUUAAGUUCAUAUUUACGAGAGUAAGGGAAGAUUUCAAUAUU